AUGCGACGCACCAUUCUUUUAGCAAUGGUUGCACGGAAGAGAUUCUUCACGCCUAUAGAUCAGGCUCUAGCCAAGUCCCAAGAUGCGUCUUCCCUCUUUGUUAAAGACGAGGACUUCCAGGCACAAGUUGCUGUUUCUGGUGGUGAUGACUUUGUCAUGUCUGAGAAGGAGUUUGGUGAGUACUUAGAGAGCGAACUAGGACACAUCAAUUCUCGUGAUACUAAGCUUCUUUAUGAUGAGUAUGUUCUGGGUAAGUUGACGUUGAAGCAGGUAUUGACAGAGUAUUUAAAGGGUGAACUUUCUUCGUCUUUGCCAUCAGCUGAAAAUGGAAGUUCAAUUGAAACUGAAGGUUCAGUUGAUGAUCUUAACCAAAAGAUUCUUGACGAAAGCAAACGACAAAUCCAAUUGGAAUUGGAUUCAAGAUGGAGCCAAUUCAUAGGAACGUUCAACGUUGAAGCUUAUGCCACAAGACCAAUGUUACGACCUCUUGUUUUCGAACAGAAACUUGAACUUCGUCGUCUUCAAUCAAAGAAACAAGCAGAAUCUUCUAUUGCUAGGAUCUUCACUACAGGAACUGAUUCGAGAGAAAUAGGUAGAGUCCCUGAAGAAUUCAACAAGUUCUUUUCCCCUUUAUUGGACUUGGAAAUGUGUGUUUUUGACAUGACGGUGUUGAUGACCACCAAAGGUCGAUUAUCUAUUGGUGAUUCAUUUUACGUUCAAGUAGAUUGUUUCUUGACCAAUAUGGCUUUUGCCUCUAAGAAAACUCUUUAUUCUCUUUCUCAAACCAAUGGAUUCAUUUCCAAGGGUUCCAAACGACAGAAGUCAACUUCGACUUCCUUCGAUUACAUGAAAGAGUCAGAAGGUGAAUGGUUACUUAAGUUAAGACAAUAUUCGCUAAGUGAAUUGUUUGGUAAACUAGAAAUCAAACCAUUGAAGAUGCACAAUGAUAAAGAAGAAGUCAAUAAUGAUGAUAAUAGUAGUAGUAAUGAUGUUAUUGAUUGUGAUGAUGAACAAUAUGAUCUUGAAGCUCAGGAUAUUAAGCCAGUGGACCAAUUAAAUGUCAACCAACUCACAAAGUUCUAUCAGAACAAUAACCAAUCCGAACUCUUUACUACCCUUCCAGAAACUACUACACCUCCGACAGAGAACUUUAAAGUCACUUUAAGACCGUAUCAAAAACAUGGAUUGUCUUGGUUAUUAACAAGAGAAAAGGAAAUCUCUGUUCUAGAAGAGUUGGCUAACCAAAAUGGUAGUAAUAACCUUUCCACACAAUCUAGAACCCUUAUUAAAAGUCGAGAAGAAGGUGUAUUUAAUCCUUUAUGGAGGAAAUAUAAAUGGCCCAAAGAUAUUUCGUAUGAUAAUCUUAAAGCGAAAACCAUUGGUGCUAGACGAGGGUCUGGGAGCAACUACUUUUAUGCUAAUAUGUAUAAUGGGGAAUUAUCCAUUGAAGUUCCAAUUCUUAAAACUGCUCUUAAAGGUGGUAUCAUUGCAGAUGAAAUGGGAUUGGGGAAGACAAUAUCAACAUAUGCAUUGAUUUCCUCUGUACCUUUUGAUACUAAUAUCUCAACACAAGAAGACCAAAAUAGUGGCAGUAGAUAUGCUUCCAAGACAACUUUGAUAGUGUUGCCGAUGUCGCUAUUACAACAAUGGAAAAAUGAAUUUGAUAAAAUUAAUGCCAAUACAAAAUUUAAAUGCCAAAUAUACUAUGGUGAUCUGACUACCAUGGAUUUACGGCAUUCUCUUUGCAAAGAUGAUGACUGCUCUGAACAAAUUCCAGUGGUAUUAUUAACAACUUAUGGAACCAUUGUCAAUGAAUAUAUUCGAUACAAUAAGUUACGGGAUAAAGAUGGGAACUUGCCCAACUUUGGUAUUUAUUCUGUUAAAUUCUUCAGAAUUGUUUUGGAUGAAGCACAUAACAUAAGAAAUAGAAGUACUAAAACUGCAAAAUCAGUUAAUGGACUUAAGGCAUCAAGAAGAUGGGCAUUAACUGGGACUCCAAUUAUUAAUCGAUUGGAUGAUUUAUAUUCAUUGAUUAAAUUUUUACAGGUGGAACCUUGGAGUAAUUUUUCAUAUUGGAAAACAUUUAUUACCUUACCAUUUGAACAAAAGAAAGCAGACCAAACUCUAGAGGUGAUUCAAGCAAUUCUUGAACCAAUUUUAUUACGAAGAACUAAAAACAUGAAGCAAAAGAAUGGGAAACUCUUGGUGGAAUUACCAGAAAAGGAAGUGAUAGUUGAAAACCUCACACUUAGUGAAAAGGAACAGAAAGUCUAUGAUUGGUUUAAAGUUAGAGCCUCCAAUACAUUCCAAGAGGGUCUUCGAUCUGGUGAAUUAUUAAAGAAAUAUUCCCAAAUCUUAACACAAAUUCUUCGUCUUCGACAAAUAUGUUGUCACAUUAAUUUGGUUGGAUCUACUAGUGAAUUGGAGUUGGAUGUUGAUACCAAUGGUAAAGAAAGCGAUGAGAUCUUGAAGGAAAUCCGUCAGCUUAUUCUUUCCAGAGACGAGAACGAUGAGUUCAAAACUCAACUGGAUUUCAAACAGUGCAUGUAUUCCCUUUACAAUUUGAUUGAUUUAGAAAACUCAGAAUGCUCAAUUUGUACUGAAAGUCCCAUUUCAAUUGGUGAACAUUGCAUAACUCAUUGUGGCCAUCAAUAUUGUUUAAGUUGUAUUCUUGACCAUAUUGAGUUCCAACAAAAGUCUCACACACAGCCAUUGUGUCCCAACUGUCGACAACCAUUAUCAAAGUAUAAGAUCUUUAGAAUACUUAAUCGAGAAACCAGAAGAAAGGAAGUCAAUUUCUACUCACAAGCUGUUGACGAUGAUGACGAUGAUACAAAUGAUUAUAAAUUCAAACUAUAUUUAUAUGAUCCCAGAACAACAUCGACCAAGAUCCAAGCAUUAAUUCGACAUUUAAAGAUUAUUCGACAACAGAAACCAGGAGAGAAAGUGGUUGUGUUCUCUCAAUUCUCAUCGUAUCUUGACAUUAUCGAAUCCGAACUCAAGAUUCAAGGUUCCGACGAUUAUCAAGUGUACAAAUUCGACGGAAGAAUGAAGAUGAACGAAAGACAGCUUGUGCUUGAUAAAUUCAAUAGUCCUAUUGAUUCAGAUAAGGUCAGUGUGUUGUUGCUUUCCUUAAAGGCUGGAGGUGUGGGGUUAAAUUUAACCACUGCCUCAACUGCCUUCAUGAUGGAUAUCUGGUGGGCACCAUCCAUUGAGGAUCAAGCCAUAGAUCGAAUCCACAGAAUAGGACAAGAUAAAAACGUCAAGGUCAUAAGGUUCAUUGUGGAGAAUAGUAUUGAACAAAAGAUGCUAAAGAUCCAAGCUCGAAAGAAACAGUUGGGUGAGGCCGUUUCAAUGGAGGAAGAAGAAGUGAAACGUCAAAGAAGAAUAGAAGACAUCAAAACAUUAUUUGAGGAAGAAGUUAAUUGA
Molecule: messenger RNA, 3429 nt
Organism: Lizanozyma spartinae
Lineage: Eukaryota; Fungi; Ascomycota; Pichiomycetes; Serinales; Debaryomycetaceae
Gene: RAD5
Product: DNA helicase
Exons: 2
Coding region: 1-3429 (1142 amino acids)
Molecular function (GO): zinc ion binding; ATP-dependent chromatin remodeler activity; nucleic acid binding
Source: RefSeq, a predicted model, not a curated record